AUGCCGGCACCGGCGCCUGCGGCGCUCCCCAGUACAAAGAGCAAAGGACCGGGGAGCAUUGGCCCCCCUGCCGCUGGGGCACCCUCUAAGGACCUAACCCUGCAUACUGCUGAACGUGAGAUUGAGACCCAGCGACUCACAAUUAUCAAACUUCAAAGCCAAGAUGAAGAGUCAAAGAAAGAACGCAAGGAAUUUGCUCUUUGA
Messenger RNA from Rhizoctonia solani, 204 nucleotides. RefSeq lists its product as uncharacterized. The coding region runs from base 1 to 204 and encodes 67 amino acids. Lineage: Eukaryota; Fungi; Basidiomycota; Agaricomycetes; Cantharellales; Ceratobasidiaceae. The record is from RefSeq and is a predicted model, not a curated record. The transcript has 2 exons.